Messenger RNA from Aspergillus mulundensis, 4503 nucleotides. Its product is annotated as Phospholipid-transporting ATPase. Lineage: Eukaryota; Fungi; Ascomycota; Eurotiomycetes; Eurotiales; Aspergillaceae. The record is from RefSeq and is a predicted model, not a curated record. Gene Ontology annotation, cellular component: plasma membrane. Gene Ontology annotation, molecular function: ATP binding; ATPase-coupled intramembrane lipid carrier activity; magnesium ion binding. The transcript has 4 exons. Gene Ontology annotation, biological process: phospholipid translocation. Bases 1 to 4503 code for a protein of 1500 amino acids.
AUGGCUUCACCCAACCCCGAGCCGGAUAGGCUCGAACCUCCACCACCUCCAAUUCAACAGACGGACAGCAACAUUUCAACGCCGACGAAUCGCCAACGAUGGGCGACUCAUCGAGCCUCCACUGCCGGAGGUAUGCGGAAACGCGUUUCUAUCAUGGAUCGCUUUCACAAGCGCCAGGAAAACCGAGACGAAAAACGAAGAUCUACUGCGGCCAACUCGGCGGCAGAGCCACCGGCACCCACAAGCUCAGGCGAAGGAAAUAGGAAGGUCUAUGUCAACGUUCCGCUGCCUGAAUCUGAAAGGGACGAAGAUGGUCAUCCCUUAGCGAAUUAUCCGCGGAACAAGGUCCGCACUGCAAAGUAUACGCCCAUAACCUUCGUCCCGAAGAAUUUGUGGUUCCAGUUUCAAAACAUCGCCAAUAUCUAUUUCUUGUUCAUCAUUAUCUUGGGUUUCUUCUCAAUAUUCGGUGUUGACAACCCUGCCCUCAAUACGGUACCUCUAAUUGUCAUCAUUGUGGUUACGGCUAUAAAAGAUGGCAUUGAGGAUUGGCGUCGGACAGUACUUGACACCGAGCUGAACAAUUCGCCUGUAUACCGGUUAGUCGAUUGGCACAACGUGAAUUCUACCGAAGAUAGUGUAUCCUUGUGGCGACGCUUCAAGAAAGCCUGUACUCGCGGGACGAUCUGGACGUACCGGAAGCUCAGAGACGCGUUCUCAAAAGACAACAAGAACGAAGACUCCGCGUUCACCGAGAGGCGCGCUUCGUUUUUAACGACUGCGUCUCCCAGGGCAUCAAUGGAAUCGGAUCAUGGCGAUCACGGUCAGGAUGAAGCCAUUCAGAUGACCCCUGUCUCUUCCCCAGUUCCCGAUGCUCGCUCGGACUGGCCUCUUCCCAACCCGGAACCAAGCCAGUACCUUCACCCGGACAAAGCCGCUCGUCGUGCUAGUAUUGCGCCUUCAGAUAACUCGUUAGCUGCGAAAAAAGCUGGCAGUGUGGUGGAUAUGUCCAAGCAGAUAGUUGGCAAUGCACGGUUCAAACGUGACUACUGGAAAAGUCUUCAGGUCGGUGACUUUGUGCGACUCUAUAAUGGGGAUCCCAUUCCUGCGGACAUUGUGGUGCUGUCAACAUCCGACCCAGACGGCGCGUGCUACGUGGAAACGAAGAGUCUCGAUGGCGAAACUAACCUGAAAGUUCGGCAAGCCCUCCAUUGUGGCCGUAAAGUCCGUCACGCGCGCGACUGCGAGAGGUCGGAGUUUAUAAUUGAGAGCGAAGCUCCUCAUCCCAACCUGUACGCCUAUAACGGCGCCUUACGCUGGGACCAGCGCGAUCUUGAUUACCCCGAUGCGCCUCGGAAGGAGAUGGUGGAACCGAUUACAAUCAACAAUCUGCUCUUGCGUGGCUGCUCACUGCGUAAUACUGAGUGGGUGCUAGGUGUUGUUGUUUUCACCGGCAUUGAGACAAAGAUUAUGCUUAACUCCGGCGAAACGCCUAGCAAACGCCCUCAGCUUGCCAAGGAUCUAAACUGGAACGUUAUCUACAACUUCAUUAUCUUGUUCAUAAUGUGUCUCGUUUCCGGCAUCGUUAACGGUGUGGCGUGGGGUUCAGAUAAUAGGUCACUCAAAUACUUUGAGACACCCUAUGUUAGCUCUCCUGCGGUGACCGGUAUCAUUACCUUCUGGGUCGCCCUGAUUUUGUUUCAGAAUUUGGUGCCAAUUUCUCUCUACAUUUCGCUUGAAAUCGUCCGCACAGCCCAGGCCAUAUUCAUCCACAGCGACGUUUUCAUGUAUUAUGAAAAGCUUGGUAUUGCCUGCAUACCGAAGUCUUGGAACAUAUCCGACGAUGUGGGGCAGAUCGAGUACAUAUUCUCCGACAAAACCGGCACAUUGACUCAAAACGUCAUGGACUUCAAGAAAUGCACCGUAAAUGGUGUAUCCUACGGCGAAGCAUUUACAGAAGCCCAGAUUGGUCUUGUCCGACGAGAAGGGGGCGAUGCCGACGCUGAAGCUGCACGGGCUCGCGAAAAGAUUGCCAUGGAUACGACCAAGAUGAUCAAGUUGCUCCGACAAGUGCAUGACAAUCCAUAUCUCCGUGACGAGAACUUAACCUUCAUAUCCCCAGACUACGUUGCAGACAUGGAUGGCCAGUCAGGCACAGCCCAGAAACAGGCCACGCAACAUUUCAUGCUUGCUCUUGCCGUCUGUCAUUCGGUGAUUACCGAGCAUACUCCUGGCGAUCCGCCGCAAAUUGAGUUCAAGGCGCAAUCACCUGACGAGGCUGCUCUUGUUGGCACAGCGCGUGACUGUGGCUUCACGCUGCUUGGGCGCUCGAAUGACGACCUCAUUGUGAAUGUCAUGGGCGAGGAACGUACGUACACCGUUCUGAAUACCCUCGAGUUCAAUUCAACCAGAAAGCGAAUGAGUGCAAUCGUCCGCAUGCCUGAUCGCAGUAUAAGACUCUUCUGCAAAGGCGCAGAUAGCAUCAUUUAUUCGCGUCUUGCUCCAGGCAAGCAACAAGAGCUUCGGAGGGAAACAGCAAAGCAUCUCGAGACAUUCGCGCGCGAAGGUCUAAGAACACUUUGCGUUGCAGACCGAAAGCUUUCAGAAGAGGAGUAUCGGGCAUGGAGCAAGGAGCAUGACAUUGCCGCAGCUGCACUCACAGAUCGCGAAGAGAAACUCGAAAAUGUCGCAAGUUCCAUAGAACAGGAUCUCAUGCUAAUUGGAGGUACCGCCAUUGAAGAUAAGCUGCAGGACGGUGUACCUGAUACUAUAUCCCUGCUGGCCAAUGCAGGUAUCAAACUAUGGGUGCUUACUGGCGAUAAAGUGGAAACUGCCAUCAACAUCGGGUUUUCUUGCAAUCUCUUGACCAACGAUAUGGAACUUAUCGUUUUCAAUAUUCCCGGAGACCAGCGGCAGCAGGCUUCUCGGGAGUUGGACGAACAUCUACGCAAGUUCGGGCUUACGGGAUCGGAUGAAGAGCUUAUUGCUGCGCGAGAGGAUCAUACCCCACCCGAAGCGACUCAUGCUGUUGUUAUUGAUGGCGAGACGCUAAAGUUGAUGCUCACGGACGAGAUGAAGCAGAGAUUCCUCCUCCUUUGCAAGCAAUGCAAAUCUGUCCUGUGUUGCCGAGUCAGUCCCGCCCAGAAAGCAGCUGUCGUCAAGCUAGUGAAGGACGGUCUUAAUAUCAUGGCCCUCUCCAUUGGUGAUGGAGCUAAUGAUGUCGCCAUGAUUCAGGCGGCUGAUGUUGGAGUCGGUAUCAUCGGUGAAGAGGGUAGGCAAGCCGCCAUGUCGGCGGAUUAUGCCAUUGGGCAAUUCCGAUUUUUACAGCGUCUUAUCCUUGUUCAUGGUCGCUACUCCUACCGACGCUUGGGAGAAACGACUGCCAACUUCUUUUACAAGAACUUGGUUUGGACUUUCGCGCUCUUCUGGUACUCGAUCUACAACGACUUUGAUGGCUCCUACCUGUUCGAUUACACUUAUAUCAUCCUGGUCAACCUUGCUUUCACGUCAUUACCCGUCAUCUUAAUGGGAAUAUUCGACCAGGAUGUCGAUGACAAAGUAUCGCUCGCCGUUCCUCAGCUGUAUAUGAGGGGAAUUGAAAGGCUGGAGUGGUCUCAGACGAAGUUCUGGCUGCACAUGGCUGACGGCUUCUAUCAAUCGGUCAUUUGUUACUACAUGCCAUAUCUCCUGUACGAGCCAGCGAAUUUCGUCACUGAGAACGGGUUAGACGUCAGCGAUCGCAAUCGAAUGGGUGUUUUGGUCGCUUCUUGUGCCGUUAUUGCCAGUAACACCUACAUACUCAUGAACACCUAUAGGUGGGACUGGUUGACGGUGCUGAUCAACGCGAUCAGUUGCUUGCUUAUCUUCUUCUGGACUGGAGUCUACUCAUCUGUCCAAGCUUCCGCCCAAUUCUAUGGAGCCGCUGCUCAGACGUAUGGGACACUAUCCUUCUGGGUCAUCCUUCUCUUGACAGUCACAAUAUGUCUUCUUCCUCGGUUUGUGGUCAAGUCCGUCCAGAAGGUGUUCUUCCCGCUUGAUGUCGACAUUAUCCGUGAGCAAAUCACGCAAGGCAAAUUCAAAUAUCUCGAUGAGUUUGAGACGUAUGUCCCCAAGGCAGCUGGUUCUGCGAACGGUUCUGCGGCGUCCUCUGACCUGGGGAAGCCGGUCGAUUCUGGUACGAGGCAAAAUCCUUUUUCAGAUGAUCAGCAGAUCUAUGCGGAAUCCGUUGCCCCGACGGUUCGUACGCAUAAUCCGCGCGGCCAGAAUGGUAGUAACGGAACCACCUAUGCUUCUAGUAUUGACACCACCCGGCAUGCCCACCCGCAGGCAGUCGAUUACGUACGAUCCUCAGCCGAACGGACACGACACUCAUUCGAUAGAGCCCGACAGAGCUUCGAAGCAGCCGAUGGCUUCACCUCCGCCAACACAUUGACGCGAGUGGAAUCGUCCCUGACAACAGGCGCCCACCGGCCGCAAAGCCCUCAUAGCCCGCUCAAGUCGAACUGA